This is a messenger RNA of Puccinia triticina, 2940 nucleotides long. RefSeq lists its product as uncharacterized. NCBI's taxonomy places the organism in Eukaryota, Fungi, Basidiomycota, Pucciniomycetes, Pucciniales, Pucciniaceae. Gene Ontology annotation, biological process: phosphatidylinositol dephosphorylation. Gene Ontology annotation, molecular function: phosphatidylinositol-3,5-bisphosphate 5-phosphatase activity. The record is from RefSeq and is a predicted model, not a curated record. The transcript has 12 exons. Bases 1 to 2940 code for a protein of 979 amino acids. Gene Ontology annotation, cellular component: intracellular membrane-bounded organelle.
AUGACUUCCAAGAACAAUCCAAGGACUCGCCAUCCAGCAUCCUCGCUCGGCACUUCUCACAGAGCCAACCCAAUGGAACGUUUUUGCCUCUACGAAACCCGUGUGAGAUUCUACAUUACCGGCUGUGACCAACCUGGGAUCACGAAUCGGGUGCUGAAAAUCGAUAAGACUCUAGAUGAUGAUGGCAACCUAAUGAUUACCGAAGAUGCCACAAUUUAUACGGCUGUGGAAUUGAAGGCCUUGAUUGAGCAGCUCAGCAUGGGCAAUGCCUCAUCUGGCGGGCUCACCCGACCGCUCGAGCCCUUUUGGGGUAUUGUCGGUUUUAUCAAAUUUACCGGCCCAUAUUACAUGGUCACUAUCAAGACCAGGAUCCCUGUGGCGAUGGUCGGAGGUCAUUACAUAUAUCAUAGUGAAGAAACUCAACUGACGCCGAUCACAGGGAAGGUGGCCAAAAACCAGCAAGUCGAAGAAGCUAGACUCAUGGCCGCCUUCAAGAGUGUCGACCUGAGCAAGAAUUUCUACUUCAGCUAUUCAUACGACAUAACCAACACCCUUCAAUCCUACUUCAUUCAUACAACCUCCCACUCAGCAUCUCAGUCUGCCUUCCCACGCGAGUUUACCGGCCCAUCUCCUCACGAUCCCUCUACAGAGCUCAAAGGACUUGACCGAAGACGAGUUGCAUGGGGCUUUCAUGACAAGUUUUUCUGGAAUCAUUACCUUCUGACGUCUGCAUUUGGGAACAGCAUUGAUAAAGAAGGAGGCAGUCCAUGGGUCCUACCGCUUAUCUACGGCUUUGUGGAUCAAUCCAAGUUGAAUGUCUUUGGACGAACGGUGUAUGUCGCUGUUAUCGCUCGACGUUCACGUCAUUUCGCUGGUGCCCGGUUUUUGAAACGAGGUGUUAGUGAAGAUGGAUAUGUGGCAAACGAAGUAGAAAUCGAACAAAUCGUUGCCGAUGGUAUCACCACUUCCCUACAUCUCCCGGAUCCAGACAAUCGAGAGGACGUUGACGCCCGCAAGCCCAAUCCUCGAUACACCAGCUAUGUCCAGUUGCGUGGGAGUAUCCCUUUACUCUGGAAUCAAGACACAACGAUCACCAAAGCCAAGCCACCAAUUGAAUUUUCGAUAAUUGACCCAUAUUUCUCCGGAGCUGCCAUCCACUUCGAUGACCUCUUCGCACGCUACGGAGCCCCUGUGAUUGUCUUGAACCUCAUCAAAGAGAAGGAGCGGCAGACGAGGGAAUCGAAACUAUUACCAGAGUUUAGGCAAUGCUUGAAAUAUCUCAGUCAAUUCUUACCCGAGCCCUCACAUCUUGAGUUCUCUUCCUUUGACAUGAGCGCUGCCCAACGCUCACGGCAAGUGGAUGUGAUCAGCUACCUAAGCGGAGUUGCAGAAGAAGUAAUCGAAAAAACCAAGUUUUUCCACAGCGGCCCUGAUCCCAACUACAAGCUGUUUCAAUCCGAAGAAGUAGUUUUCAAUGAUGAUGGGGAACCAGAAGAAAGUGGAGAAACUCAAAAGUCGGUUUAUCGGUCCGCUCCACUCAUUCAAUGUGGAGUGUGUCGUACGAAUUGUAUUGAUUGUAUAGAUCGAACAAAUGCGGCCCAAUUCGUGGUCGGCAAGGCAGCAUUGGCGCAUCAGUUACACGCACUAGGAAUCAUCAGAUCCAAAGUAGCACCUUACGACUCGGACGCCGUUGACAUCCUGACCAAUAUGUACCACGAUUUAGGUGACACAAUUGCGCUCCAAUAUGGCGGUUCUCACUUGGUCAACACCCUUCAGACAUAUCGCAAGACGGGAAAUCAAUACAAGAGUCAUGCUCGAGAUACUCUCGAAGGACUCAAAAGAUUCUACGCGAACAGUUUUGCUGAUGCCGAUAAGCAAGCCUCAAUCAAUUUGUUUCUGGGUAUAACAGAGUCGGCACCUUCAAUGAACACAACAGCAAUAUCCAAUAGAAUCUCAUCCUCAAGGAUCGACUUGGGACCGGAAUCUUCCAUCAUGAGUUCACUUGCUGCUUCUACAAUAGGCAGUCCCGCAAGUGAUAGUGACAGCGAAAACUUUAUUCGAUUUGAACCAAUCAAUCCUGUCAAGCGAUCUUAUACCCAGUGGUUUCAUCCUAACCACUUAAUCAAACCUCCACAAGAUCCUGAAGUAGUUGCGAAGCAUCUCUUAGAUGUAAGCCGAAAACGCGGCAACGACGAUUAUUUCAUCCGCUACUAUCGCCCUUGGCUUUGGACGAGCACCGAAAAUCAUUUAGGGAGGAAGAUGAAUAGUAGUGACAUGUUCAUCCCCAAAGGAUUGACAACCAUGGUAUACACUUCGACCAAGGCAAUGGAAACAAACUUAUCACCUUUCAAGAGGAGAAGAGGCGUAAAUGAAAUAAUUGAGCGGAUGCCAAGACAUUCCGCCGAGCGAACUCCACAUGGUGUUGGGGUUUCAGUUGGUGUUCGACGAUGGCUCAAGACGAAAUCCAACCUGACUCUGAAGUCAAACUUGAGCACGGUCAAAGGUGUUAGUACCAACAAAGGGCCGUCGAAAGGCCAGCUGAGGGGGGGCCGAGAACCGCGAAUGUCAGCUAUGGUCACUCAUGGAGAGACUGCACUUGGCCUCAAUUUCCACGACGAUCAAGCUUCAUCCGUGGCCGGAGGGACAGGAAACGAAACCAAAAGACUCGCCACCAAGUUGCUUCAACCUAAUGUCGACGUAGAAGAGGCAAGGGAAUAUAACUCGUACUUGCACCAGUUCGACAAAUUGAAGCUUUACUCAACCUCAGCGAGGAGUGACAUAUAUGAAGCCGAUCUGAAGAUAUACGAAAAGUCGGCGGCACUGUCCUCUCCCGAUCCAUCCGAGGGUUACUAUCCGACGUCUACUAUUCAGGUCGAAAAGAAGAAUAGGCUUCUUUAUGAGGAAGCAGUCAUGGUUGCUACUAUGUCUGCUCUUAAUUGA